This is a messenger RNA of Ostertagia ostertagi, 867 nucleotides long. NCBI's taxonomy places the organism in Eukaryota, Metazoa, Nematoda, Chromadorea, Rhabditida, Trichostrongylidae. The record is from the annotation of a GenBank genome assembly.
AUGCAUGAAAUACUGUUGCAUGAAGACACGUCAAACGUAGAAAUUAAGUUGGAGCCAGAUGGAAUAGGAAUAACGCAUAUGCCAGGUGUUCCCGUGAAGCCUAUCGAGAUGGCACUUAGAAAAUUAUAUCAUGACGUUGAAUUCAGCAAAUGUCUACGACUUUCUUCUUUGAAUGCACGCUGCACGGCAUCCCAGGAACUCUACCUCACUGCAGUGCAGUAUGCUCUGCUUCACGAAACCAAGCUAGCAGUACUGCGAAGUGCUGGGCUUUGUGAUAUUUUUAUGGAUCAUGGAGGUCGUGUUUGCUUAUAUGGAUGUGUAGAAAGUGUAAUAGAAGGACACAUGGCAAUCAAGAGAAUGUUCAUGGAACAGGGUCUUGGCGAACCCGGGACAAGGCCGUCUUCAGCACUUGGAAUUGCUCAUGAUUCAAAUAAUAACCAAAUUUCAAGCAUUGCGAACGACACCUUAACGUCGGAGAAGAAACCAGUGAUUGAGGAAUGGAAUCCGGAUACAUCACGUUUGCCGCCACCAAUGCCGACCGGUACAGAUCUUCAGACGACUGAACACACCAAUUCUCAGUCAUCAACGAGUGGUCGAGGAAAUUCAAUUAAUCAGUCGUGCUCGUUCAAUUCUGUAGCGAAUGCAUCAUGUCGUCUGUCACCUGGAUCGGUAUCGUCAACACCAUCGGCAGCUGUAGUUGUUGAAGACCAGCAUAAAACUCUUAUAGAAGAGCAACCACGUAAAAGUAUAAAGUUCUUUGUGAGUCUAUCAGAUGCUCCUCGCCUCAUUGGAACUCGCGGUACGAACAAGCGACGCAUCGAACAAAUUACUGGUUGCACGAUUGUGGGGAAUAAAGUUCUGAAAGAA